Molecule: messenger RNA, 1053 nt
Organism: Aspergillus pseudonomiae
Lineage: Eukaryota; Fungi; Ascomycota; Eurotiomycetes; Eurotiales; Aspergillaceae
Product: major intrinsic protein-domain-containing protein
Exons: 3
Coding region: 1-1053 (350 amino acids)
Biological process (GO): transmembrane transport
Cellular component (GO): membrane
Molecular function (GO): channel activity
Source: RefSeq, a predicted model, not a curated record
AUGGAUACCACUACCUUUCCAGAAAGUGCCAACAUGCCACGUCCUAUGCCCGUUAUACAGCCCUUCGCCGGAAGGAUCGGAGGCAACCAAGCGCUUGUAGUCGACCGCCAUGAUCCUAGCAAUGCGGACCUCUUGAAGAAGACGCCCGAUGCGGCGCCGCUGAUGACAGUUCGUGAAGGGUUCGACCUGCGCGGAUUCUGGGACAUUGACCUUUGGAAGUUCGGCUUCGUCGAAUGCAUGGGUACUAUGAUGAUGGUCUUCGUAACCUCUUGGAUGGCCAUACGACCACCUUCCGCGUCGGCGAAUGUCACUCCGACUACACCAGCCGGCGUGUACUCUACCGCGGCAUUCUUGGGACCAAUAUUCGGCGGUCUUAGCAAUUGGAUGUUCCUGACUCUGUUCAUUUUCUCUUUUUCGAACGUCAGUGGCAGCCAUCUCAACCCGACCAUUACUCUGGCCACCUUUUUCGCCCGUUUAAUAUCACUUCCUCGAAUGGUUAUUUACCUCCUCGGUCAAACCCUUGGCGGUGCUUUGGCUGGCUUCAUGCUUCGAAGCGCCUAUGGGUCCAGGGACUUCACCGUAGGAGGUUGUUCAGUGAACACCAGUUUGGUACCUGUAGACGAGGCAUUCUUGCUCGAAUUUAUCUUCUCCUUAGUACUGAUUUUCCUCUCUUUCGGUGUUGGCCUGGACCCAAGACAGGGUUCUAUUUAUGGCGCUGCGCUGUCUCCCUUCCUAGUCGGUAUGACUCUAGGCGUUCUGAGCUGGGGCUCAUCCUUCAGCCGCGCUGGCUAUGCUGGGGCUUGUGAGUAUACCAUAGACGCACAACUAUUGGCCAAUUUAAACAGAAAGGAUACGCUGACACAUUGUCUACAUGGCAGCGUUAAACCCGGCCCGGUGCUUUGGUGUGUAUGUAGCCACCAGCUAUCCGGGAUACCAUUGGAUUCACUGGGUCGGGCCUCUCGUCGCUUCAGUAGGGCACGGUAUUGUCUACUUUAUCGCGCCUCCUUGGGGGCAUUAACGGUCACUUACGACGCAGCGGUGGCGGAAGGUUGA